Messenger RNA from Penicillium maclennaniae, 1131 nucleotides. Its product is annotated as exosome non-catalytic core subunit RRP42. Lineage: Eukaryota; Fungi; Ascomycota; Eurotiomycetes; Eurotiales; Aspergillaceae. Gene Ontology annotation, biological process: U4 snRNA 3'-end processing; nuclear polyadenylation-dependent rRNA catabolic process; nuclear polyadenylation-dependent mRNA catabolic process. The record is from RefSeq and is a predicted model, not a curated record. The transcript has 2 exons. Gene Ontology annotation, cellular component: nuclear exosome (RNase complex); cytoplasmic exosome (RNase complex). The coding region runs from base 1 to 1131 and encodes 376 amino acids.
AUGUCAAACCAAAGGCAGGCUUCAUCAGCCUCCCAAACACCUCACCUUUCUCCCGCCGAGCUCUCCUACCUCUACACCUCCCUCUCUCUCCCAGGAAGCCCCAUCCGCCCCGAUGGCCGCUCACCCACGCAAUUUCGGCCCUUAACCGCCGAGACCAACAUCCUACCCGGUACAAACGGUAGUGCGCGCAUCGGGUUUGCGGACGGCACGCAGGCUAUCGUUGGCGUUAAGGCGGAGGUCGAGAGAACGACGCUAUCGGCGGAUACUCUCGAUGCGCGGGAAUUCGAUCCCAACGAUGAUCGCGAGAGCCAGGAGGGGUCGGCUGCUGUUUCGGGACAUGGAUCGUGGGUUCAGAUGUCGAUUGAGAUUCCUGGGUUCCGGGAUGACGAUGCUUUGCCUGUUUUCUUGUCCGAGAUGAUGCGCGAGUCGCUGGUUGGUUCAGUUGGCGCCGAUGAGAGUGGUAUGGCUGGUGGGCUCAAGGGCAGACUGGUCAUUAACAAACGGUGGCAUUGGCGGUUGUACAUUGAUGUCCUGCUUCUUUCUCAACCUCUUUCAUAUCCUCUCCCGCUUCUUUCUCUAACAACCCAUCUCGCUCUUUUGUCCACCAAGCUUCCUAAGCUCAAGUCACAGGGCGAGGAGGAUCCUUUCUUCGACGAUGACUGGGCUGUUGCGGAGUAUCUCUACCCGCGCUCUUCUAGCGCGUUGAAAAAGUCCCCUUCACAACAUGUCCGCCCGCCGGUGACACUGCUUGUCAUCUCAGUAGGUGACAAUGUCAUCUUCGACCCCAAUCGCGAGGAAAUUGCUGUUGCGGACGCCGUGCUUGCUAUCUCUGUGACCCGCGGCGAGGGCGAGGGCUUGAAGCUGCUUUCGAUCCGUACCAUCGACCCUCCAUCUCGUCUGACGCAACCUGGUAUUCCUAACUCGGAGAACGUGAACAUGCUUGGUGCUACGCCUGCCGAGGAGAUUGUGCUCACCCAGGCUACCGGCGAAGAAGAGGUAUCGGGCGUAUGGCGCCCCCGCCGUGGCGGCGUCAAGCGCAGCGUCGUUGCGAACAUGGUCCAAACAGUGUUGAAAAAGGGCGGUGUUGGCGAGGAAGUGCUUGAGGGAUUAGAGGGCGUUGAAGUGGUAUAA